Molecule: messenger RNA, 3188 nt
Organism: Molossus molossus (Pallas's mastiff bat)
Lineage: Eukaryota; Metazoa; Chordata; Mammalia; Chiroptera; Molossidae
Gene: PMS1
Product: PMS1 homolog 1, mismatch repair system component
Exons: 13
Coding region: 323-2998 (891 amino acids)
Biological process (GO): mismatch repair
Cellular component (GO): MutLalpha complex
Molecular function (GO): mismatched DNA binding; ATP-dependent DNA damage sensor activity; ATP hydrolysis activity
Source: RefSeq, a predicted model, not a curated record
GUCAGGCAUCUGUAAUGUAUGCUGAGGAAAUGUGGAUACCAAAAAUUGAUUUUAUUGGAGGACCGAGAGGAAAAAAAUCAGAGUGCUUGGAGUCGUAUUUGAAGACGAAUUACAUUAUUUGGCAGUACACAAAGUUUGUGACUUGUUUUGCUGAAAUAGCUUUCAACAUUUCGAAAUUGGUGUACUCUGUUGUCCUUAAUGACUUUCCUGGUCAUCGGCACUUAUUCAGGAGUGUCGAUUUCCCUCUCAGUAGAUAUGGAAGAUUGAUUCCUGACACUCUCAGAUAUUCUCUGCUGUAACUUCUACUCUGCUAAAAGCUAGAAUGAAACAGUUACCUGCAGCAACAGUUCGCCUCCUUUCAAGUUCCCAGAUAAUCACUUCAGUGGUUAGUGUUGUAAAAGAGCUCAUUGAAAAUUCCUUGGAUGCAGGUGCCACAAGCAUAGAUGUUAAACUGGAGAAUUACGGAUUUGAUAAAAUUGAAGUGCGAGACAAUGGUGAAGGUAUCAAGGCCACUGAUGCACCUGUAAUGGCAGUGAAGUACUACACUUCAAAAAUAAAUAAUCAUGAAGAUCUUGAAAAUUUGACAACUUAUGGUUUUCGUGGCGAAGCCUUAGGAUCAAUUUGUUGUGUAGCUGAGGUUUUAAUUACAACUAGGACAGCUGCUGAUAAUUUUAGCACCCAGUAUGUUUUAGAUGGCAGUGGCCACAUAAUUUCUCAAAAACCUUCACAUCUUGGUCAAGGUACAACUGUAACUGCUUUAAGAUUGUUUAAGAAUUUACCUGUAAGAAAGCAAUUUUACUCAACUGCUAAAAAAUGUAAAGAUGAAAUAAAAAAGAUCCAAGAUCUCCUCAUAAGCUAUGGAAUACUUAAACCUGACUUAAGGAUUAUUUUUAUACAUAACAAGAUUUAUCUAAGUGGAUUUCUUCCAAAGCAUGAUGCAGACCACUCUCUCACAAGUCUUUCAACCCCAGAAAGGAGUCUCAUUUUUAUAAACAGUCGACCAGUACACCAAAAAGACAUAUUAAAGUUAAUCCGGCGUUACUACAAUCUGAAGUGCCUAAAGGAAUCUACUCGUUUGUAUCCUAUUUUCUUUCUGAAAAUUGAUGUUCCUACAGCUGAUGUGGAUGUAAAUUUAACACCAGAUAAAAGUCAAAUAUUAUUGCAGAAUAAGGAAUCUGUUUUAAUUGCUCUUGAAAAUCUAAUGACGACUUGUUACGGAUCACUACCUAGUACACAUUCUUAUGAAAAUAAUAAAACAGAUGUUUCCUCAGCUGGCAUGGUUGUUAGUAAAACAGCAGAAACAGAUGUUCUUUUUAAUAAGAUGGAAUCAUCUGGAAGUAAUUAUCCAAAUGUUAAUACUUCGAGCAUUUCUUUCCAAAAUGAUGUGCAUAAUGAUAAAUCUAGAGAAAAUAAUAAUUGUUUAAAUCAUCAUACACUCGUUGGUGACCAUUAUGAUGAUCAUUUUAUUAUAGAAAAUUCUAGCAUUGAUAAGAAUACUAAAAAUACAUUGCAGGAGAUCCCGGUGAAUAAUGUAUCAUGUGAGGAAACCCAGAAGGAAUAUAGUGAAACUUGUUUUGUAGAUUCUGUUAAGCGUGCCCAAUCAGAAAAUGGCAAUAAAGGCCAUAUAGAUGAAAGUGGGGAAAAUGAAAAAGAAGCAGUUCCUGAGAAGUCUUUGGAAAUUUGUGCAGAUGACUGGAGCAAGGGAAAUGCACUCAAAAAUUCAAUGGGAGAAAACAUUGAACCUGUGAAAAUUUUUGUGCCUCAAGAAAGUUCAGCAUGUAAAGUAAAUGAGAAUGAUCCAAGCUCUGAACAAAACAAUCUCAAGGAAGGUUCUUAUAACAAAAAAUCAAAUGUGAUAGAUAACAAAUCAGGACAGCUUACCGCUUAUGAUUUAAUUAGCAAGCAUGUUAUCAAGAAGCCCAUGUCAGCAAGUGCCCUUUUCGUUCAAGAUCAUCGUGUUCAGUUUCUCACAGGAAAUUCUAAGGCCAGUUUGGAGGAUGCAACAACACAAAUUGAAGAACUGUGGAAGACAUUGAGUAAAGAGGAAAAACUGAAAUAUGAAGAAAGGGCCACUAAAGACUUGGAACGAUACAAUAGGCAAAUCAAGAGAGCCACUGAACAGGAGUCACAGAUAUCAUUACAAGAUGGCAGAAAAAAGAUAAAACCCAUAAGCUCAUGGAAUUUGGCACAGAAGCACAAGUUGAAAACGUCAUUGUCUAAUCAGCCAAAACUUGAUGAACUUUUUCAGUCCCAAAUUGAAAAAAAAAAGAACCAAAACAUUAAAACAGUUCAAAUUCACUUUUCUAUGGAAAACUUCAAAAAAAAUUUUGAGAAACCCAAGAAAUUUGAAGUAGAAGAAAAAGAUGAACUUUGUUUGAUCCACAAUCUCAAGUUUCCUGAUGCAUGGUUAAUUACAUCCAAAACAGAGGUAAUGUUAUUAAAUCCAUAUAGAGUGGAAGAAGCCCUGCUAUUUAAAAGACUUCUUGAGAAUCAUAAACUUCCUGCAGAACCACUGGAAAAACCAAUUGUAUUAACAGACAGUCUUUUUAGUGGAUCUCAUUAUUUAGAGAUUUUACAUAAAAUGACAGCAGAUGACCAAAGAUACAGUGGAUCAACUUACCUGUCCGAUCCUCGUCUUACAGCAAAUGGUUUCAAGAUAAAAUUGAUACCAGGAGCUUCCAUUGCUGAAAACUACUUGGAAAUAGAAGGAAUGGCUAAUUGUCUUCCAUUCUAUGGAGUGAUGGAUUUAAAAGAAAUUCUUAAUGCUAUAUUCAACAAAAAUGCAAAAGAAGUUUAUGAAUGUAGACCUCGAAAAGUGAUAAGUUAUUUAGAGGGAGAAGCAGUGCGUCUAUCUAGACAGUUACCCAUGUACUUAUCAAAGGAAGACAUCCAAGACAUCAUCUACAGAAUGAAGCACCAAUUCGGAAAUGAAAUUAAAGGGUGUGUUCAUGGUCGCCCAUUUUUUCAUCAUUUAACCCAUCUUCCAGAAGCUACAUGAUUGAAACAUGCUUAAGAAAAUUGGUUACUAUUAAAAUUGAUUUGGUCAUAAAAUAAUCUGAAUUCAUUUUUAAACCUCCUCUGUGCUGUGUGAAAUGGUUAUUUUGUAAGUGAAGAUUCACUGGUUUGUUUGUAUAUUGAAAAAAUUUUUUAACUGCGGAAAACUUAAAUAAACUAAUAUAGACUAUUCA